Molecule: messenger RNA, 2772 nt
Organism: Phialemonium atrogriseum
Lineage: Eukaryota; Fungi; Ascomycota; Sordariomycetes; Cephalothecales; Cephalothecaceae
Product: P-loop containing nucleoside triphosphate hydrolase protein
Exons: 11
Coding region: 1-2772 (923 amino acids)
Molecular function (GO): nucleic acid binding; ATP binding
Source: RefSeq, a predicted model, not a curated record
AUGGCGAACAAUAUUGGAAUAUGGCAUAAAACCACCAUUCAGUCUGCACUGGAGGCCCAGCAGACCUAUAAGACAGAUCCUGUUGCUGGCCACAAGCGGACAUUGAUCGAGACUCAGAGUGGUGUGUCAGUCGUCACCGACAAUCGGCGACGACCAUCUGCAUCCCGCCCAGCAUUGACGGCCCCCAUAGGACCGCCAAGGCUCACAGCGAGCAUCAUAGAUUCCUCGGCAGGUUGUAUCCCAGAUGGCUCGUCUGAGUACUCUCAGCGCCAAGAGUUUUCCGCCACUCCUGGCUCGACUGCCGAUCCUCUUCUGUCUCUGGCCCAUGGCCGUUAUGGCCUAUCCCAUGAACUCGUAGCUAACUUUUACUCACUCGGAAUCAAAACUAUCUAUCCCUGGCAAAAAAACUGCCUUCUCGGACCAGGCCUCUUGGAGGGUGAGAAGAACUUGGUUUACAGUGCGCCAACUGGUGGGGGGAAGUCUUUAGUUGCCGAUAUUCUCAUGCUGAAACGCGUCUUGGAGGAUCCCGAUGUCAAGGCGCUCUUGGUCCUCCCAUACGUCGCUCUUGUGCAGGAGAAAGUCCGAUGGCUCCGAAAUGUUGUGCAGGGCAUCUCACGAGAGGCCCUUGGCCAGAAGCAGGAGGAGAGCAACCAGAAGCUCUGGGCCAGGCGGCCUGACAGAGAUACCGUAAGGGUUGUAGGCUUUUUCGGUGGCAGCAAGGUCAAGGCCACCUGGGCCGACUUCGAUAUUGGGGUUUGCACCAUCGAGAAGGCGAAUUCUCUCGUGAACACCGCGAUAGAUGACUGCUCAAUCCCCAAGCUGCGAGUUGUAGUCCUGGACGAACUGCAUAUGAUCGAUGAUGACUAUCGUGGGUAUCUCCUCGAGCUCAUGGCAACUAAGCUCCUUUGCGUGGGGCACCAAAUACAGAUAAUUGGAAUGAGUGCAACACUGACGAACAUCAACCUCCUCAAGUCUUGGCUGCAAGGCCACUCAUUCGAGACUCAUUAUCGGCCAGUGCCUAUCGAAGAGCAUCUGGUGUACGAAGGGAGGAUAUACCCAGCUGGAACAACCAGCCAGUUGAUCAAGGCGGCGACCCACGUAGACAAUGGUUCUCAGUCCCGGCUGCAGCCGACGAGAGUCAUCAGGGAGUCUACGCACAAGGAAUUUAAGGAUCCGGUCCUCAACGCCGUGGUCGCACUUGCGAACGAAACGGCAAGGUCUGGAUACGGCGCGUUGGUGUUCGCCAGCACCCGCGCGGGAUGCGAGUCCAACGCACUUCUGAUUAGCCGUGUCAUGCCAUCGUUUAAUGAGGCAGACCUUACGGUCCAGGAGAGGCGCAUAGACCUACUCGGAAACCUCAGGAGUCUGAGCACGGGGUUGGAUCGGACGCUCGAGCAAACGAUACCACGUGGCGUGGGCUUCCACCGUAGGUGUGCUGGUCUGACGGUCGAGGAGAGAGACCUGAUUGCCAAUGCUUAUGAUAGCGGCGUGAUCAAGGUGUGCGUUGCAACCUGCUCACUCGCUGCCGGCAUAAAUCUUCCGGCAAGGAGGGUGAUCCUCCAUAACGCUCGCAUGGGCCGAGACCUUGUCGGUCCUUCUCUUCUUCGCCAAAUGAGAGGUAGAGCGGGAAGAAAAGGCAAAGAUGAAGUUGGCGAAACCUAUCUUUGCUGUCGUCCAACCGACCUAGAGGAAGUCGUGGACCUGAUGAAUGCAGAUCUUCCGCAGAUCUCAAGCUGCCUCAUCUCCAAUAAACGUCGGAUACAAAGGGCGAUACUUGAGGCCAUCGCUAUUCGGCUUGCAACUAGCAAGGAGUCUCUAGAUGACUUCGUCGGGAAAACCAUGCUUUCAUACUCGGCAGCUGUCGAGUCUAUUCAAUCAAAUGUCGAAUCGAGCCUCACAGACUUGCAAUCGAUGGGUUUCAUCUCCGUGGAUACCUUUUCCAACUUUCAAGUCACGCAGCUGGGUCAGGCGAUAGUUGCAUCAUCCCUCGAUCCAGAGGACGGAGUCUUCAUACACAACGAGCUGAAAAAGGCGCUUCAAGCAUUCGUCAUGGACGGAGAUAUGCAUGUGCUCUAUAGCUUCACGCCGGUGCAUGACUUAGGAAGCGUGACCAUAAAUUGGCGCGCUUUCUGGAAUGAGAUGGAGCGACUCGAUGACAGUGGCCUCAGAGCCAUGGGCCUCCUUGGAUUGAAGCCAAGUUUGGUUGGCAAGAUGGUCUCUGGAGGCAAUAUGAAGGAGACGACAGCGGAGGAAAAAGAAGUAGCACUGCGAUAUCGCAGGUUCUACUUGGCUCUGCAGCUCCGGGACUUGUGCAAUGAAGUACCCAUCCACCGCGUAGCACAGAAGUACGGUACUCCUCGGGGAGCCGUCCAGAACCUUUCCCAAACAUGUCAAGGAUUUGCCGCGGGGAUGAUCAAGUUCUGCGAAUACAUGGGUUGGGGGGCGAUGGCAGCCGCUCUGGAUCACUUCUCUGACAGAUUGAAGGCUGGAGCAAGGGCUGAUCUGUUGGCACUGGCGAAGAUCACCUUUAUCAAGAGCAGGACUGCUCGUAUCUUCUGGGAUAACGGAUUCAAGACGGUGGCUGCCGUCGCCAACGCCGAUCCCUACGAACUUGUUCCCAUUCUCCUGCAGGCACAGCCAAACAAGCUCCGCCUUGCUGAAAAGGAUGAAGAGAAGUAUACCGAAAAAUUGCUGGCCAAAGCGAAGGUGAUUGCCGAUUCGGCAAACAGAAUCUGGCAGAUGGAAAUGCAGCAAGACUUGGACGAAGAGUAG